Molecule: messenger RNA, 945 nt
Organism: Physcomitrium patens
Lineage: Eukaryota; Viridiplantae; Streptophyta; Bryopsida; Funariales; Funariaceae
Biological process (GO): proton transmembrane transport
Cellular component (GO): plasma membrane
Molecular function (GO): voltage-gated proton channel activity
Source: RefSeq, a predicted model, not a curated record
AUUUGAAUGAUUGCAUUGCUAUGGUGGAGUCUUGCACCAGCUGCGGCAGCUAUUUCGAGCGUAGGGAGGAGUGGAAGUGGACGUACUGGACAAGUGUUGCGAUACUGUCGCUGUUAUUGUUGAAUGUUUUUGGGCUUAUUGUGGCGUUUGGAAUGGCCUUUUUCUUGCAUCCGUUGUACGUGUUGGACUUGAUCGUUGUGUGUACUGCCCCAGUGUUGGAGCUAACACUACAUACGGACACUGCGGGGGUGAUUAUCAUGCUUACUUUAUGGCGAAUUGUGCGGGUGGCUCAUGGAAUUUUCGAGGUCACGGACGAGGCGUGGGAGAAAGAUAUUCAUCGAUUAGAAACUCAGGUUCAGGCUGUUCAGUCUGCUUGUGACGAAGAACAAGUUCUUCUUCAGGAGAGAGAUCAACAAAUUGCUGAGUUGGAAGCACGUCUGAGGGAGCUAACUGUAAUCGAGACAUGAACAAUAGGUCUUUGUUUUACGACGCAAGCAGAAUCAGAAGUCUUUCACGGAACAAUUAGAGCAUGCUACGUAUAGUGGAUCAAAAAUGGAGUUGCGCGGGCUCUGUGUGCGAUGUUGACGCCAUGCUUCAAAGUCGCAAAGGAGGAUUCCCAAUCUGAAAUGGAUGGUUUCAGUGGGAUUAUUUCGCAAGGAGCUGGAGGAUUGGACUUUCAGUUAUCAUGCCUUGAUUCUUAGGAGGCACCUCACCCAUUACAUACAUUAUUUUAUUACCAGAUUUUAUGUUGCAAUCUACAGGCCUAAAAUUGUAGAACCUAGGAAGCUCGUUCAUGUAAUAUAAUAAUGAUUAUACUGUCUGGAUUGAUGCCACGGUUUGUAAAAAUAGCUCAAGAGAAAUUUCUCAUUAUACAGAAAGAAUUUGUGCGAUUCCUUUGUGCACAGAAAAUUUCAAGUCAGAAUUAAGUGUUUCAUCGUGCACUCA